AUGCACGGUUAUCUGAAACUAGUUUUAAUUAAUACAGUAUGCCCACAUUCUCUUGCACUCCUUCUGGCCAUUACUGAAAGAAAACCAGCACAAGCAGGUCCUGCGCCCGCAAGUCUUGAUAGCGAUAAGCCACACCUCAAGUCUUGGAAAAGAAAGAUGAUGUUUGUUCCUUUUGUAGCGGGUAUGUUCUUCUCAAGGAAGAGAAAGGCAAUAGAAAUCCUCCCCGACAGUGUGAAAACACUUUGGAACAAGUGGGAGCUUCGAAAUACAGUUGCAACAGCUUCACUUGGCGUGCUUUCCAUCAACCAAGGAGAAUCUGAAGGUGGUUUUGUAGACCCAAACUAUGUUAUAACAGUUUUUUGGGCACCAUUUCUUCUUCUGCACCUUGGUGGCCCUGAUACCAUUACUGCCUACUCCUUGGAAGACAAUGAAUUGUGGCUGAGGCACUUGCUUGGGCUACUUGUCCAGGUGGGAGGGGCUAUCUAUGUUUUCCUUACAGUAUGGAAAAGUACUAAUGCACUUUAUUUGAUGGCAAUUCCAAUAUUUUUUGCUGGGAUCAUCAAGUACGGAGAAAGGACAUGGGUUCUGAUGUCUGCGAGCAGUGAGCAUUUUAGAGACUCCAUGCUUCCUCCUCCUGAUCCUGGGCCCAAUUAUGCGAGAUUCGUGGAGGAGUAUAUGUCAAAGGAAAAGGAAGGGUUCAAGGUAUGUUCAGAAAAUAACCCUGAAGAUGGCAAAGAAGAUGAUUAUUCCUCUCCAGAUGCAGAAACUAAUAGCAGAAUUCCAGAAGCAGCCGUUAUAUGCAAGGCCUACAUGUUCUUCGAAAUUUUCAAAAGGCUGCCUGCAAAUCUUAUUCUAAGCUUUCAUAUUAUCCAGAAGAGUCAAUACAUUAUGCAGAGCAUCAGCGCUGAUGAAGCUUUCAAAGUGAUUGAGGUUGAGCUUGGAUUCAUGUAUGACAUGUUCUAUACAAAGGCAGUUUUGUUAUAUUCUGUUGCGGGGCGUCUUCUUCAUUUCGUCCCUUUUAUUUGCACUGUUUCUUUAUUUGUGAUUUUCUUGAAGACCGAGAAGCAUAUCUACUCGGGGGUAGAUGUAGCUAUUACUUACAUACUUCUGGUUGGAGCUAUUGUGCUAGAGAUUUAUGCAGCAGUUGUACUAGUUUGUUCAGACUGGACAAUACUAUGGCUGAGUCAGCAUGGGAAUUCGGGGGAUAUUUUGUAUCGUGCCAUCUCAUUGAUUCCAUGGCCUAGAAAAAAGAGGUGGUCUAAUGCCAUGGGACAUUUCAACCUAGUAAGGUACUGCCUUAAAGACAAGCCUGCCAUGUGCACAUUUAAACAGAGGUUUUUGUGGAUUUCAAAAUUAUUGGAGAAGUAUCGGUACCACAAAUCUGUGGAAGUUCCGCUGGAUUUGAAAGCCGUUAUCUUUGAUGAGCUUCAACAAAAAAUGGAAGCUAACCGUUCAGAUCUCAGAAAUCUCAAGAAAUUAUGUGCUUGA
Molecule: messenger RNA, 1488 nt
Organism: Quercus lobata
Lineage: Eukaryota; Viridiplantae; Streptophyta; Magnoliopsida; Fagales; Fagaceae
Exons: 3
Coding region: 1-1488 (495 amino acids)
Source: RefSeq, a predicted model, not a curated record